Molecule: messenger RNA, 426 nt
Organism: Linnemannia hyalina
Lineage: Eukaryota; Fungi; Mortierellomycota; Mortierellomycetes; Mortierellales; Mortierellaceae
Source: the annotation of a GenBank genome assembly
AUGUGCACGACACUUGGGGUAGGGAAUCUGAUCGAUAUCCCAUCGACAUUGCAACUCGAGCGACUCCAACAACAAGAAGCCCAAUUGAGAUCGAACGAGUACAUCUCUGCACUCAACACCGUCAAGCUCCCUCAACAGACCAUCAAGAAACUUCACAGUAUGACCUCCGUCGUCAAGGCAGGCGCCGAUCAUCCGAGCGAUCAACAGCUCCUCGAGGUCGGAGGCGUCAAGUCCACGGCAUCCUCUGCUGCCAACUCACUCAAGGCUCCCUCCGUACGGGAAGUCUUGGCUGAGAAGACCAUCGACUCUAAGACAUUAGGAUGGAUGGCAAGCGCAAUGGGAGAACUCCACCAGGCAACGGAGCAGAUCGACGUUGAGGAUGUGGGCGAGUUGAUUGUCACAUUGUCUCCACCCGUCGGGCAAUAA